AUGGUCGCCGAACUGACGAGCAUUCCUGUUAGGAACGUAGAGCGAAAAACAGCUACAGUCAGCCCCGAGAAGCUUAGAUCCACCUCGAAGCCAAAAAGUAGACCCAAAUGGAUCCAGGCAGCGACUCGAGAGCCGAUAUACAGUGUUCUUGAUAGCGACCAGGCGACGAAAGGUCUGCCAGGUGGUAGUAAACGCAACGUGGUGGUGAUCAGCGCGGUGAAAACCGAUGAAUCACGAGAAAACGAACCGGAAGUUUCGCGCAGUGACCAGAGGAAUCGAUCAUUCGCUGUGUUACCGUCUGAAUGCAAGCCAACGUUUAAGGAUCUCACGAUCGAGGCUGAAGAUGAUGAUCCUCUGUACAGUGUGGUGAAUAAGCCAAAGAAGGUCCAGUUACCAGAAACGAACUCUCCAAAGAACAAAUUACCAUCGAUCAAGGAACAACAGUCCACGGAGGAUAAGGAAAUCCAACAGGAGAUUCGUUCGAGGCAAGAGGAACUGAAGAGGUGGUUGCAGGUGGCGUCGAAGCAGCUUCCGGAACCGCGACGUCUGUUCAACCUAGGUGAGAUGUACUCGGGUCAUUUGGGCGACUUUGAUCAGCUGCACGUCGACUGGCAAAGAUCCGUUUCGGUUCCUCGAGGGAUCGUCGGUCUGGUCGGUCCUUACCGUGUCUAUCAGAAUCCGAACGAACGAAGGGAGUACAUGCUGCAGGAAGAGGAACUCGUGGAGGAAGUGGUAGACUCUGUGAGUGAAAUUGCCGCGCGUGAGAAUAAUACAGCCACCGAGCAUCAUCAGAGAGCGAAAUGGAGGAUAAGGGAGGACGACGAGGAGACUUUGGUGCCUGAUAUUCGAGACAUACCUGGUCUCGAGGAUUUCACCGAGGAGAACAAAGAUGUGGCCCAGUGGAAGAAGAUCGAUGAUCAGGCUACCGUGGAGUAUAACCAGAACGAUGAAGUGUCCAAGUCGAAUGAAGAGUUUAAAGGGAGUAUGACUGGGGUUGUUUCGGGGAAGGAAGAACGGGCUGUGGAUGUGCCUGAUGAGACUUCGACUGUGUCUACGAGAUCGUUGAAGGAGAAGAAGGCCGGCAAUGAGCAACACGACAAGGACAGUCUGAACGAAACCGGAAGCACGACGGGUUGCACUGUGGAGGGUGCGCCUGGCGGCAGCGCCCCCAUACGGGGUGACAGACACACCGAGUCCGAGACCGUCGCCGCUGACACCACAAGAUCGUCUGGUCCGUCGAGAUCCUUGAUCUCCAGGCUGCUUUCCAGGGCGCGAUCGUCGAACGAUCUGCUGGAUCACUCCGAACCCUUUUCUCAAUUAUGGAUUGUCCUGUCGAACGUCUACGGCCAGCUGGUCAUGGUGUUGAUGAUCGCUCUUUGCCUGGCGGAAGUUAUGGACACGCCUGUACCCCUUCUCAGCUUGCAAGGUGUCUUCCUGAUGUAUCUGUACGUGGGGAGCAUAGCGGUGAUCAUCAGCAUCUAUAUAUGGGUGUUGGUGGACAGUUGCGGAAGCCUCGGUAGCGGUGCCAGCGGUGUCGACGACGCGGAACUCGGUGGAACGUCUUUGACCAGGUUCGGAUCCUUGAAACGUGCGCACAUCUCACGUUCCAGAACAGCACCGACCAGUUUCUACAUUAGGGUCGGAGCACUGCUCUUCGGCCUGGCGACUCUCGUCUUCAAUGGAUUGGAAAUGGCGAUGCACUCGAUGAUGCAGGGCGCGGAGUGUCUCAGCGACGUCGUCUUCGUCCAUCCGGUUCUUCAUGGUUUAUUCACGUUUCUGCAGAUGCACUUUCUUUUUGUCAAUUCGCAGGUUCUGGUAGAGAGGUUUGGUCUAGCAGCAAGGUUUGGGUUUAUUCAUCUGGCCGCCACCAACAUUGCAGUGUGGAUUCGAAUGGUAAUUUGGGAUUCCGCGCAGGAGUGGACGUAUUUUGUUCAUUUGGCGCAACGAGGGCUGCACAAUGCCGCUUCUCCGUUGAAUCUUCGGGGAUUUCCGGAGUCUCUGAUAAGACACGCUAGAGACUUAAUAGAUCAUUCUCCGCCGGGGAAAAACGCCUACCGACCGAUUUCAGACGAGCAAAUCUCUCAAGUGAUUGCUCUACAAGAAUGCCUGAACACGAACACUCUGGGCCAGUUGUGGACAUCAAGCAUGCCAUUCCUUUAUCCAUUUAUCGUGCAAUUCAGCUUGAUCGCCGCCGCAGUCACAUUCGUCAUGGGCCAGAACGUGGGUCGCAAUCGAUUGUCGCACAAGCAGAAGUUCUACAGCAGCAAGGAUCUAACGAGUCACACUAAAGUGGGCUGUGACGGGUCCAGCAAAGGGCUGUUCCUCGGUAUAUUGUGCAUGGUGGCCGGAAUAGUGGUGAUCUUGAUAUUCCUCGUAGUUAGAGAGGAUGAACACUUCCCAUCGAACACUUUGUCUUGGUUGACCUGUAGUACCCUGAUCAGUAUUCUAGUUCUGAGCAGCUUAAUGACAGCGAGUGGCCUGCUCCAAGUUCGUCAGAUGUCCGUGGUGACCAGAGCUCCAGCCGCCUUGGACAGUUUAUUGUCAAACGUCGCUUUAUUCGGUGUCCAGCUGUACUCCGUGUUCACGAUAGUGGUCACCGCGUGUUCUCUGGCCAUACUGGAGGGUCAGUCCGAUGAAACUCGAGCAAGACACAUUAUGCUACUCACAGCCUCCGUUUUACAAGUGAUACAGUGCUUCGCUCAGAGCACCUUGAUCGCUGAGGCCUCGAAACGCUCCUGCAUAACUCGCUUCCAAUUGAUAGCGAAACCGGCCCGCCAAGUGAUCACGUUCUUGUUGUUCAGCAACUCUGUCCUGUGGGCGUUCGACACUGUUAUAACGCAAAACUGGAUCUCCCAGGAGUUACAACUACGAUUCUUCGGGGUACUCGCGUGGGGCGUUCUGUCCAGGAUCGGGCUUCCAUUGUUAAUCUUCUACCGGUUUCACAGCUGCGUGUUGCUGUUGGAGGCGUGGAACAAGUGUUAUAGAUCUCUCCAUAGCACACAUCCUCUACUCUUUAUGAACAAUUACUGGGUACAACAACGACCAAAAUUGUAA
Molecule: messenger RNA, 3054 nt
Organism: Dufourea novaeangliae
Lineage: Eukaryota; Metazoa; Arthropoda; Insecta; Hymenoptera; Halictidae
Exons: 9
Coding region: 1-3054 (1017 amino acids)
Biological process (GO): proton transmembrane transport
Cellular component (GO): membrane
Molecular function (GO): proton channel activity
Source: RefSeq, a predicted model, not a curated record